GGGGAGCAGCACUUUGUGUUGCCUGCAGACACAAAAACGUGGCAAAUGCAAAGGGAAGCAAAUAAAGCAGGGAAAUAAAGAAAUUACCCCUGCUUUUGCACAGUCGGAGAGGGAGGAGACGGCUUGCUGCGUUACACCGGGAGUGAGGAAUAGAUGCAGCUGGAGGAAAGCUGCCUGCCUUCCCCCUGCCCUAGUCCAGGGCAUCUGCCCUCUUUCCAGGUGAUGGAACUCAGGGCCCUGAGGUGUGGGGGACCCGGGGCCGUGCCAAGUUUGUUUCUAACUGCAGGGAGUCACAAAGCGGAGAGAAACGUCUGGUUUGGGCAGAAGCUGUGCCCCUCAGCGGCAUGGCGCGCGCGGGAGCCGCCGCGGCCGCAUCCGCCCUGCCACUGCCGGCAGCACGGCAAGUGCGGGGCUGGGGGGGCUGGGGAGCUGCAGGUGAGGCUCCGGCAAGGCCCCGUCAGACUGUCUGUAGUAUAUGUAAAUGAGAGAAGGCUAUUUUUGGAAUAAAAGCUAUUUUAAACGGGGCUUGUAUAAAUGAAUCCUCUACAAAAUGCUUGGCAGCUUGUAAAAUAAACAUGGGCGAUUCGCAGCUGCUUGGGGCUCUGCUGUGCAGCUCCAGGGCCCCCCCAUCUGUGCCCAGGCAUCCCAGGAGGACGCAGCGCAAGCAGAGGGAUGCGGCCGGCUGGCCCGGGCCGGGGGUUGCAGGGCCCCAGCCGUUCCCAUUUACAAAAUGUGGAGCAGGAGUCGGAAGCAGGGUAGGUAGGCGUGCCGGGGCAGAGGUCUCCCCUCUGCAGGCAACCCCGGUUCUCCUGCAGGACGUGCCGCUGGCCGGCCGGGAGAGGAAGGGAUCCAGAGGAUACAGAUAGUUUCCUUUAUCAAUUAACUCCAGCCUGUCAGAGCCUCCCUGCCUGCUCUGGGUAAUUAACAGCCCUUUCACCUGCCAAGCACUGGGUUAGAAUAAAUUAUAGACCCCAACUGGGCAGGUAGCCUUCGGCUUGUCUCCUGUUGCGCUGGCCCGGCAGUGCUUUGGCCGGGUACCCGCGGGGCCAAGGAGCAUCGCUCUGUCCUGCUGGCAGACAGACAGACGGAUGGUGCUGGCUCCGUUCCUGCACCUCCCCCUCUCUGUGCCAAGCCUCUUGCAGAGCCUGUCCCUGCGGGCCUCGUCACGGGGGUUCCCCUGGUCCCCGGAGGAUCCAGCAGGCUUUUCGAAUCCUGCUCUUUUUAUCUGGUGAGUAUUGUGCAGGUUUCUUCUGUUCAGUGACAUGGCAUUAAGGCAAACGUCAAUGCAGGGUCCAAGUGCCCUGUGUCAACAUGUCCACCUUCACCAAGCCAGUUUCUCUGUGAUUAGAGAAUAGGAGGAAAGGAAUUGGGGUUUAUACUGUCAUCCAGAGUCCGUAGGGUUCUUGUGAUAUCUCAUUAACAUUGAGCCUUCAGGAAUUAGCAGCAAAUGCCUUUUACUCCUCAGGAAGCCAAUUAGCUAUUUAAAAAAAAAAAAAAAAAGAGUUUAAUUUUGGUUUGGUUCCUCCUGCUGCUGAGCUACCGCUCCAGCCCCGGGCCUGGCAGUGCUGGGGAUGGAAGCUGCAGCCCCGGGGACCACUGGUUCUCUCCUGGAGACCCACUUGGCCCCCCGGGCGCGGCUCGGCGGGCCCCCUUGUGCGGGCGUUGCGGCGGGGAGUGGCGGGGGACGUGCAGCCUGGGCUGCCCCUGCCGCAUGCAGGGCCCCCAGGCCCCUGGCAGGGGCACGGGGUGAGGACAGCGGUGUGGCACCGAGCGAGGGGGCUGCCCUCUGCUCCUGGCAGCCCGGGCUGCUGAGGGGAUGCAGCGAUGGGAAGGGGCUGCUCAUCCAGCCCGACGGGCUGUCCGAGGGGGGAGCUGCAUUCCUCCACACAAAGGUCCUCCUGUUUGUCCCAUUAGCGCCAUCAUUAAAAACCAGUUAGUCUCCUAUAGAGAGCAAAUGCAGCCCAGGCAGGGCCUUGGCAGCCCCAGAGCCCGGUGUCCCCGCUAGCCCUGGGGAGUGCCGGGAGAGCCAUCCCUCCCCCCCGCCUGCUCUCCUGCUUGUGUACUGGGGAUAAUUGGUGCAGGGCGCCGGGAGCCCAGCUUCGCACCUUGUUAGCAUGGCAAUUAGCUCUCUUUGCCUUCCUGAUUGCUCCUGUGCAUAUUUGACUCCAAUCCAUCUUUCCAGGGAGUUAUAAAUGCCGCGCUGGGCAGGCAGGGGGGAGUCGGCUGGGGCAGGGACAGCAGAGCCAUGCUGGGGACCGUCCCGCUGCUGGCGCUGGUGCUGGUGCUGGCGCUGGUGCUGGCCCUGGCCAAGCCGGCAUGCCCGAGUGUGGCCAGCGCGGCGAGCCAGCGGGCUGAGGCGCUGAAGAGGCUCCUGGAAGUCUUUGGCAUGGAGGACCCUCCGGCCCCCCCGGCUCACUUCAAGCAGCCGCCCCAGUAUAUGGUGGAUCUGUUCAACACUGUCGCCAACGCAGACGGUGUCACCAAGAACCCUGACAUCCUGGAGGGCAACACGGUCCGCAGCUUCUUGGAUAAAACUCAUGGUGAGAAGAUGCGGUUCCUCUUUGUCCUCUCCAGUGUGGCCAAGAGUGAGAAGAUCCUGACGGCAGAGCUGCAUCUCUUCCGUCUCUGGCCGAGGGCCACCAACGGGCCCAAAAGGCACCACUUGUGCCAGGUCAGUGUCUAUCAGGUGCUGGAGAAGAGCGAGCUGGACACCCCCGGAGGGAAGAAGCUGCUGGCAGCCAGGCUGGUCUCGCUGCAGGGCUCGGGCUGGGAGGUCUUUGCCAUCACACAGGCUGUUCGUGACUGGACUGAAGACGAAAGCAGCAACCAGGGUUUGCUGGUGACAGUCCAGGGCCUGGGCGGGGGUCCGCUCGGCCCCCCGCCACUGCAGUUUGCAUCCAGCAGUGACCCCCACGAGAGCAAGAAGCCCAUGUUGGUCCUGUUCACAGAUGACGGGCGCCGGGGAGCAUCCCUGCCCGUGGCUGGCUUCCCAGAUUUAGGGCCUCAGGCUCCCGUUCUCCCCCCCGAGAUGUCGGUGCCUAAGCUGACCGGGCCACGCAGCACGCGCUCACUGGACCGGCUCCAGCCCUGCCAGAGGCAUCCCUUGUCCGUGGACUUUGAGGAGAUCGGCUGGUCCGGCUGGAUCAUCUCGCCGCGGGGGUACAACGCCUUCCACUGCAAGGGCUCCUGCCCCUUCCCGCUGGGCGAGAACAUGCGCCCGACGAACCACGCCACCGUGCAGUCCAUCAUCAACGCCCUCAAGCUGAGCGAGGGCGUCAGCAGCCCCUGCUGCGUGCCCGACAAGCUCUACUCCAUCAACCUCCUCUACUUUGACGAUGAUGAGAACGUGGUCCUCAAGCAGUACGAUGACAUGGUGGCCGGGAGCUGUGGGUGCCACUGAGGCAGGAGGAGCAGGGGGGUGGAAAUGCCACGGCAGUGGAGGCUGCUCCCACUCCCUCCAGCGCACCUCUGCGGGGCACGCUGUCCCACGAAACUCUCUAAAAGAGCCUGGGGCAAGCAAAGGAAGGGGGUCCCCAGCUCUGCCCCGGGUGGUGUCACCCCCCAGGACGACUCAGGGCUGAGCUCUGAUCAAAUCGACCUGAGUAGGCCCAUCCUAUUCAGCAGCCCCAGGGCAACAGCUCCAUUUUGGGGUGCCCUGCACGGGGGUGCAGGUUUCCUUGCCUGUGCAGAGACUUCCCACAAGGCUGUACUAUAUGUAUAUAGCAAGAGCACUAAUAUAUGACAGAAACUGCCUGUACAGUGCCCUGUAAAUGUCUGUACAUUUCUGCAUUGUUGUGACUUGUAAAAUGAAUUCAGAGGAGCUGUUAAAA
This is a messenger RNA of Tyto alba (common barn owl), 3830 nucleotides long. Its product is annotated as bone morphogenetic protein 2-like. Gene Ontology annotation, cellular component: extracellular region. Gene Ontology annotation, biological process: SMAD protein signal transduction. The record is from RefSeq and is a predicted model, not a curated record. The transcript has 5 exons. NCBI's taxonomy places the organism in Eukaryota, Metazoa, Chordata, Aves, Strigiformes, Tytonidae. The coding region runs from base 2246 to 3400 and encodes 384 amino acids. Gene Ontology annotation, molecular function: cytokine activity; growth factor activity.